Symbiodinium sp. CCMP2592 is the source of this 2655-nucleotide messenger RNA. Lineage: Eukaryota; Dinophyceae; Suessiales; Symbiodiniaceae. The record is from the annotation of a GenBank genome assembly.
AUGGCGCUCCAACGCAAGGGUUUCUUGGAAGCUGAGCCCUUCGAGCAUGAGGCGAGUGGGAUUGCACGCGUUGCGGUCGAAGACCUUAACGCGAAUCAACAAUUGGGCUACCUGGAGACACUUUGUCUCGCGAAUCCGACCGUUCCCUACGAAGAGCGAGUUGUGAAGGAGCUUGGCCAGGUAUCUGGCAACAGGCAGAACAGCUGCAUCAAUGCCAAGACUGUCAACAAGGAUUACAUACAGCAGAUGAAGAAAGCCAACGCUCCUUCCCGGGCCUCAGUGGCCGGGCAGCCAGGCUUCAACUACAUUCUGGACGAGGGGCUGCUGGAGUUUGGAGCUACGUCCACGUUGCAGGUGUCGACCCGCUUCAACAUCCGUCAAGCGGGCUUGAAGCGGGAGAACACUGACCAGGCAAUGGCCUGCGGUUUUGUCGUUGGACCUGUAAGCGCCUCCUUCUCCAUGUUCCGCCGCGAAGUGCUGGGAGAGGGCGAUGGCGAGGUGAAGAGCCUGGGAGAGUUUGAAAUGGCCGUGUUGCGGGCAUCGGGCAGCAAUUCGGUGCUUUUGUGGGAUGAAGCAAAGUCGUUGACUGUGGAACAUGGAGACACCCACCUCAUGGAAUUCUGGGAGGACGUUGCGUUUUGGGGUCACGACGCAAAAGAGCAAAAGGAUGUAAACGAAGAGGACGUAAAGAAGCUCGCCUUCGACUGGAUCAGAGGAGGCCCUCGCCGAGUCUGCAACUAUUUGCCGAAGUGGCGCACGAUGUGGUACAAGGAUCUCACGAAUGCGGCCUCGCAUCCAGUUUGCACAUACCACAAGGAUGUGAAAUUCGAGAAGGGUUGGUUGCUAUUUUCAAGCCUGAUGAGCAAUCCCGUGUCUUCCCAGCCGUGCAUCGAUGACGCUAAGCUUGCUGUGAGAAUGGAUCUGUUCCUUUAUGAAAGCAAGAAGUUCGCAUGGCUUGCAUGGCGCAUCCUUGACAGCACCUUCUACAAGCGCUUGGAGCUCAAGGAGCCCUUGGACGAAGAAGGAGUCAUUCCACCAGGAAUAGUCGGCACCUUAAUCAAGCUUCCGGAGCCAAGCGAUGGCUUCGGACAGAUUCCGAUUACGACGUCUACUGUGCGCGUGGUGAGAGCAGCCACCGAUCUUGUAGAACUUUGGACGACUCGUUCUUGGGUGCGGCUGCAGGUCAGCUUUCAGGUGCUGGGCUUCUGGGCCUCCGCGACAAUGUGCAGCACCUUGGUAGUGGAGACACUCGUCCCCAGUAGCUCUGAGCACCUCGCAGAGACUUCCUGGUACUGCUUCGCAAGUUUUGUUGCUGCCACUAUCGUGUUGAUUUGGUUGGAGGUGCGUCUGUCUCUAUGCUGCGAGCAGGGACGGAAGUUGUGUUAUACUCGAACCUUCGGCCUGGCUCUGGCGCUGAGCUGCCUCGAAAAGUAUGACGUUUACAGUGACCUGAACUUUGUAGCCGUGGCUCGAAAACAUCGCGCAGAGCCUUGGGUUUGGAAGAUCAGCUUCGGCAUCGUUGUCGUCGGUGUUGGAGUCAUGCAGCUGCUCCCUUCGCUGUUGCUGCUAAGUAGCUGCCUAUCCAGUCGUGUGGCACAGUUGGGCAUUCCUCGGGACUUCUCACUUCUGACUCGUUUCUCCGGCAUGCACCUGCUCAUGCAAAGCAUCAGCUCGUGCGAUGGACUCCCUCAGGCAGUCUUUGGGGCUCGGGCCCGGCCAGAUGCUGAAUGUGACGGGUCACACGUGGAGGAGAUGGGAGCGAAGCUCGAGAAGGAGCAGAGAACACUGGCCCAGGAGGCGGAAGCCCCUGAGUCUGCUCAAGCGUUUGAUGUCACAAGUCCAACCCCAACAGAAACUGCAGGCUUCCAUUUGCCACAGCAGUACUGCGAUGUGCCUCAUUGGGAUGAUGCUUCAAGCAAUGAGCUUCAGAGGAAGAAAGACCUGGCCAGAGUCAAGAGAUUCGUCGGAGCGGUGCGCUUUGCUUGCGAAGAUCUGCUGCAAGGUGUCAUGCAGCUUUUGUUCCUGGCGGCCCGCUGGCCGGACCUGGAAACUUUCGAGAAAGUGCAGGUCAUUGCGAGCGUCCUGUUCGGCAUUGCUUCGUCAGCUCUCGGCCCCUUCAUGGAAACACGUGAGCUGAUUGCACUUUCCAGGAAGCUCAGAAGGCAUGAUGCUUGGUUGGCCUUCGGUGGUGCGAUCUGCAACGACAUCCGCAAGGUGCAGCAGGAGCACGGGGGCGGAGGCCAUGUUCGCAAUCUCCGGUUCGAUAAGCCCAUGCGCAUCGUUGGAUCUGUCGAUGUUGAUCAGCCGGCUGAAGUUCUCCACAACGGUACACGCGUGCGUGUCAGGGAGGUCAUAAAGGGCAAAGUUGAUCUCGCACCUCAGUCAAGUUACCCGAACGCGAUUACGCAGCUGAUCUUGGUGGUUGGUGAUGCUGGUGGUGGCGUUGUGCAUUUGGAAGGCCUGUACGACCGCUGUCCAGGCCGCAAUCCAGGAGUGCGGGAGCAUCGGUUCGAAAUCAGAGCCCCCGACAAGCCAGGAACCUACACGAUCGCAUGGGUACAGGAUCUGGAGAUGUCCAUGGCGAUAUCUAUGCGGAAGGUCAAGAAUGUGAGUGCCGACAAGAUUCAAGGAUACAUCUUCGUCGUAUCUGAUUAG